UGAAGAAACUAUACCAAUUACACGGCACCCUCUUGCCCAAAGUCAACGCCUGAAUACGUGGUUACGCCGAAGGCAGACGUCACCACAGCUAAACUGAAGACUGGGUAGCUAUGUUUCAGGAGUUCAGUAUUUAUAACUGUCCGUGUUUGAUGUGUUUCCUCGUGAAGACAUGAUUCCUCUUUAAGGACAACUCAACAAGUUCUUGAAUAACUGGGGUGGGAGAAGAUCAUGGCAUCCAAACGUGGGCAGGCUAGUUAUUCGGAUACAGCCCCCUUCCUUGCCCAGCCUGACAGCACUAAGGAGAAAAACUCUGAGAGAUCUCAGUACUCAGGAGAAGUCAAACAUGCGGAACCUAGCCCGGUGGAGGAAGUAGGACCUGAUGAACCCGAACUCAUCUCAGGCUUGUCUUUCUGCCGAUCCCUUAUCAUAGUGUUUGUACUGUGUUAUGUUAACUUAAUUAACUAUAUGGACAGAUUCACUGUAGCAGGAGUGCUGCCCGACAUCGAAAAAUACUUUGAAAUUGGAGACAGCAAAUCCGGAUUGUUACAAACUGUCUUCAUAUGCAGUUACAUGGUUUUGGCACCCGUCUUUGGUUACCUAGGAGACCGCUACAACAGGAAGUACAUUAUGUGCUGUGGGAUAUUUUUUUGGUCUGCUGUCACCUUGGGCAGCUCAUUUGUUCCUAAAGAGCAUUUCUGGUUGCUUUUACUGACCCGAGGGAUGGUGGGUAUAGGAGAGGCCAGUUACUCUACUAUUGCUCCUACAGUUAUUGCUGACCUUUUUGUUUCUGACCUCCGGAGCAAAAUGCUGUCCAUCUUCUACGUUGCCAUCCCAUUUGGCAGUGGACUGGGAUACAUUGCAGGGUCAAAAGUGAAAGAGGCAACAAAAGAUUGGCACUGGGCUCUCAGGGUGACACCAGCUCUGGGAUUGGUUGCUGUGGUGUUGCUGAUCCUGUGUUUAAAAGAACCUCAGAGAGGCGCAGUAGAGCAUAGAUCGGAGAGAUCACUUGUCCAUACAUCCUGGUUUACAGACCUCAAAGUACUGGUCAGGAACCCCAGUUUUAUCCUGUCUUCCCUGGGUUUCACAUCAGUGGCUUUUGUGACUGGUGCAUUGGCUCUCUGGGCCCCUUCAUACCUAUUCCGAUCCCGGGUGGUACAAGGCACAGCUGCUGCCUGUAUAGAGGAACCUUGUAGCUCAACUGACAGUUUCAUAUUUGGACUCAUCACGUGCAUAACUGGCAUUCUAGGUGUGGGUACUGGUGUUGAAAUCAGUAAGCAGUACCGAAAGGUGAAUCCUCGUGCUGACCCAUUGGUUUGUGCUGCUGGUCUUCUUCUCUCUGCCCCUUUCCUCUACCUUGCCUUGGUCUUUGCAGAAUGCAGCACGAUUGCCACUUAUAUUUUCAUUUUCUUUGGUGAAACCUUCCUUUCUUUAAACUGGGCAAUUGUCGCAGACAUCCUACUGUAUGUGGUUAUUCCUACUCGCCGUGCUACUGCUGAAGCCCUGCAAAUUGUAUUGUCUCAUCUUCUGGGGGAUGCUGGAAGCCCAUAUCUUAUCGGAGUGAUCUCAGACAGCAUCCGUCGCAGAAAACCUGCUUCCUUCCUUUGGGAAUUCCGCAGCCUAGAAUAUGCCCUCAUGUUGUGCUCCUUUGUUGGAGUCAUUGGUGGAGGAUUCUUCUUGGGCACAGCUAUCUUCAUUGAGAGUGACCGCAGCAAAGCAGAGUAUUACUCUGGAGAUCAAGGAACAGUACAAGAAGAUGAUAGAAUUAUUGUACCUCAGAGAGGACGAUCAACCAGGGUUCCUGUCUCCAGCGUCUUGAUCUGAAAAGAGGAUAUUUAUUAAAGAUGAAUUGCCUUUAAAUAGUGGGACAUAUUUUAUUCUUUGGGAAGAAUUAGUUUCAGCAUUAGUCAACCCUCCAUUUCAUACAGUGAGUGCUGUCAGCAUGCAAUAAAAAGCCUUCACAGAAAAAAAAAAAAAGAUAAGAACUAAAACACAUACUAAAUUAUCUUUGCCAUCACUAAGCCCAGGUUGAUGUUUUGGGGCAGUUGAUGGUUAAGUUUAUAGUAGUAAUGCAGAAACACUUUGAAAUGGUGAAGCCUUGCAACAAUUUGCAGCUGGAUCUUACAAAAAAAGUACUUUCAAAGGAAGGGUACUGGAUGACUCUCCAUAUAAAAGUAUGGACAUCUUUGCUUAAGUAGGUUAAGAUGGUAGGUACCCUGUAUUCACAAGAUAAAAGGCUUUGUAAAGCACACAUAUGUUUAUAGAUAAUAGCAUGGUUUCAGGGAACUAAUUAAUUAAUAAACAUAGAAACCAAAAGUAUUAGGAAAUGCAGUAAACCUGCUCUAACUGAGGGAGUGCUUCACAUAUUUUAUACAGUAUUGAUAUCCAUGUUACACGGUUACCAAGUGUCAUGAAAUUCUAAAAUCCGGAACAUUCUGCUGCAGAAUAUCAUUACAGGGUAAAAAAUUCAGAUAAUACACAAGUGUUGCCUGAUGAGGUACCUUUAUUUUUCAUACAAUGUUUUAUUGUCUUCUUUUUUGUUAGUGUUUAUUUUUUUUGCAAAUUGCAGUUGCCUGUGGCAGCAAGUCCCUUGUUUGGAUAAACAUGUUGCACUGUUUUCAUCUGUCUUGGUAGAAGUAUUACUGUCAAAAAAAUAAUCAUACUUUAAUUUCCAUGCCUUACCUGUUUAUCCAUUACAUGUUAACUAGUUUUCAGUGGUUCUUUGUGGUAGUUCUGUUAACCAGCAUGUCUGAAACUAGGUACGUCGUAUAUUUCACUACUGGUAUUCACAUUAAAUUGUUUCCUAAAGGGAACUAUGUAGGGUCUAGCAGAACAGGUACAGCAUACCAUAUAAAUUAAAUUGUAACAACUUUGUUUAAAAGAAAUUUGUUAUGCAGACCAACAGAAGUUAAUGUUUUGUGAUAUAAAUUCUGUUGUCCUUAUUUUUGAUUUCUUCACCUUUUGCAUAAUAUCUGGGGAAUUGCUUUAAGUGGUGACUGUAAGUGAUUAGACUAGGAUUGUGAUGUGUUUACAAGUCAUACAGACCUAAGUUAAAAAGCAUAUUCCCAUCUUAUUACUGUAAUCAUGUAGUUCAGAGAAGUAAUUGGAAAUCAUAAAAUUGUCAGCAGAAAUAACACUGUUACUUAUACAAUAUUUUAAUGACCGUUAUAUCUUUAAAAUUGAAGGUAACCUGUCAAGAGUGGCAUUCUCUGUGGAUGAGAUGGUUUCACCAUGUUAGGAUAUUUAUUUAACUGAAAUAAAUUUGUUUAACAGUG
Protopterus annectens (West African lungfish) is the source of this 3272-nucleotide messenger RNA. It is a transcript of the gene SPNS1, whose product is annotated as sphingolipid transporter 1 (putative). Lineage: Eukaryota; Metazoa; Chordata; Ceratodontiformes; Protopteridae. Bases 229 to 1821 code for a protein of 530 amino acids. Gene Ontology annotation, molecular function: transmembrane transporter activity. The record is from RefSeq and is a predicted model, not a curated record. Gene Ontology annotation, biological process: transmembrane transport. Gene Ontology annotation, cellular component: membrane. The transcript is spliced from 13 exons.